Messenger RNA from Megalops cyprinoides (Indo-Pacific tarpon), 909 nucleotides. Its product is annotated as homeobox protein Hox-B13a. Gene Ontology annotation, biological process: regulation of transcription by RNA polymerase II. NCBI's taxonomy places the organism in Eukaryota, Metazoa, Chordata, Actinopteri, Elopiformes, Megalopidae. Gene Ontology annotation, molecular function: RNA polymerase II cis-regulatory region sequence-specific DNA binding; DNA-binding transcription factor activity, RNA polymerase II-specific. The record is from RefSeq and is a predicted model, not a curated record. The transcript has 2 exons. The coding region runs from base 1 to 909 and encodes 302 amino acids.
AUGACCACCUCUCUGGUCCUGAAUCCUCGCUGGGCUGACACGGUUAUGUUUGUGUAUGAAAACAAUUUGGAUGACCUCAACAAGAAUAUGGAGGGUCUGGUUGGUACCGGCAAUUUCGCAGCCAACCAGUGCAGAAACCUGGUGGCCCAUUCUACUUUAGGAGGUCAUCACUCUAGCCUCGUGCACGGCUACUCCGUAGGGGAUGUAGCUGGCUCGGGGUCAGGAGAAGCGGGCAAACAGUGCGCACCAUGCCCUGCAGUUACUCAGGGUUCCUCCACGACCCCGCUGCCUUAUGGGUAUUUCGGCAACGGCUAUUACCCUUGCAGAAUGGGGAGGGGUUCGCUGAAGUCUUGCACCCAGCAAAGCGCCCUCAGCUAUUCAGCAGAGAAAUACAUGGACACCCCUGUCACUUCCGAAGAAUACCCCAGCAGGACCAAAGAAUUCGCGUUUUACCACGGCUAUCACAGCCCAUAUCAGCCCAUGGCAAGCUAUCUGGAUGUUUCUGUGGUGCAGACCCUUGGUACUGGAGAGCCUAGACACGAGACUCUGCUGCCAAUGGACAGCUAUCAGCCUUGGGCGUUGACAAACGGAUGGGGCAGCCAAAUGUACUGCUCCAAAGAUCAGAGCCAGGCGGGACAUCUCUGGAAAUCUGCAUUAGUAGACGUAGUGGCUCACCAACAUGAUGCCAACUCUUUCCGUCGCGGUAGAAAGAAAAGAAUACCAUACACCAAGCUGCAACUGAAAGAGCUGGAGAAAGAAUAUGCCGCCAACAAAUUCAUCACGAAAGACAAGAGGAGAAAGAUCUCGGCAGUGACCAAUCUGUCCGAAAGACAGAUCACUAUCUGGUUUCAAAACAGGAGGGUGAAGGAAAAGAAGCUCGCGACUAAAGUCAAGAAUGUCGCGCCGUAG